Symbiodinium pilosum is the source of this 1028-nucleotide messenger RNA. The record is from the annotation of a GenBank genome assembly. NCBI's taxonomy places the organism in Eukaryota, Dinophyceae, Suessiales, Symbiodiniaceae.
GCGACUCGGCCAAGCCUUCCGACGCUGAGGUUGAAGCUGCUGAGAAGGCUGCCGCGGAGAAGGCGGAGGCGGAGAGGAAGGAAGCCGAGCGAUUAAAACUGGAGGCUGAAGCUGCUGAGAAGGCUGCUGCAGAGAAGGCGGAGGCUGAAGCUGCCGAGAAAGCUGCCGCGGAGAAGGCGGAGGCGGAGAGAAGGGAAGCCGAGCGAUUGGCAAAGGAGGCUGCUGACAAGGAAGCGGCAGAGAAGGCGGAAGCCGCCGAGAAAGCCGCCGCCGAGAAGGCAGAGGCGGAGAGGAGGGAAGCCGAGCGAUUGCAAAAGGAGGCCGAAGCCGCUGAGAAGGCGGCUGCGGAGAAGGCAGCCGCAGAGAAGGCGGAGGCGGAGAGGAGAGAGGCCGAGCGAUUGGCCAAGGAGGCUGCUGAGAAGGAAGCGGCAGAGAAGGCAGCUGCGGAGAAGGCAGAGGCGGAAAGGAGGGAGGCAGAGCGAUUGGAAAAGGAGGCAGCUGACAAGGAAGCAGCAGAGAAGGCUAGGAAGAUACAAAACUUGUGGACUGAGAGUGGAAUGGCGUCAUUAGUCGGAGAGGGAGCAAGCGCCUUCCAAGCACCGUCUACGCCUACCAUUGGCAGUGCCAGAGACGAGGCUGCGCCUGCAGAGCGCCCCGGCGUGUCGCCAAGAACAGGCAAGGCGCCGCCGCCACCUCCUCCCAAAGCUGGGGCAGAGGCAAGUCGCAGUGGAUCAAAGUCAUCUGCGAUAUCUGCGAAGGAUGGGGACCGUAAACCGCCACCUCCGCCACCGAAAGGCAAGCCAGCAGUGAGGCCGGGGCCAAACUUGUCCGUGGAAACUGACCCUGCUGCAACCAUCGGAUCAGCUGCUGCCAGUCCAGCAGGGCAACGGGCAGACCACUCGCUGGCAAUGCUCUGGCAGUCACAGCAAACGCCCACGGGUAGCGCGGCACCGUCGCGCCUGUCUCAGUUGCAAUCCGCAGCUCCAUGGAUUGGCGGGCCUGGCGGGCCUCCAGCGCACAAACAAUAG